Messenger RNA from Bactrocera oleae (olive fruit fly), 3322 nucleotides. It is a transcript of the gene Bdp1, whose product is annotated as transcription factor TFIIIB component B'' homolog Bdp1. Gene Ontology annotation, biological process: RNA polymerase III preinitiation complex assembly. Gene Ontology annotation, cellular component: transcription factor TFIIIB complex. The record is from RefSeq and is a predicted model, not a curated record. Gene Ontology annotation, molecular function: TFIIIC-class transcription factor complex binding. NCBI's taxonomy places the organism in Eukaryota, Metazoa, Arthropoda, Insecta, Diptera, Tephritidae.
UUGACAUAUAUAUAACAUUUACUAUUCAUAUUAUUAUACAUAUUUACCUGUAAUAAGCAAAAUUUUUUAGACAUAAUCAACAACCUGUUAAAACCAGAGAUAUACCAUAUAUAUUAAAUACCAUAUAUUAGACAUAGAAUAUACGUUCUAUGGUUAAAACGUGCAUUUUAAAUAAAAUAUGAUUUUAGUCACCCUGCAUUUUGUUUCCAAAUAUUCACUGCAUUGUUGGCAAAAUAGACACAAUCAAUCAGUCAAUCCAUGUUUAUAAUAAAAAGUUCAUAUAGAGCUACAUAAUUUUAAAGCAUUUCUGUCUAGAUUUGCAAUGGAUUUUGAUAAAAAAGUUAUAUUAAAAGACAGGUUUCAUACUGAAGAUUUGUUACAUGAUAAAAUCGACUGUCGGAAGUUUUGAGCAGUUUUAAUAGUAAGAUUUUUAACAACGUGCUCCGUUAGGCUAUAAUAGAUUUGUCGGUGCUUACGUAUUCAAAGCGAAUAAUUUAAAGAAUUUUUACAACUAGCCUGCCGUAAAAUAAUAAAUUAUACCAUGGCUAUGCGUCGGCCCCGUAUAAAAGCGGCUGCGCUUUUAACGACCAAGCGAAAAUCUCGGGAUGUCAAAUCUGAAAUUGGAGUGAAGCUUGCUAUUGUUGAAUGUUCAGAAGAAAUGAAUGCAAAGUCAGCUAAUCUUCAAGUUGAAAAUGUUGGAGAUGUUAGAAAUACAACUGGUGAUAAUAGUAAGGAUACUAAUCUCGCUGAAAGUAUUUCUUCUGAACACAUAGAAAAUAAACACAAUGAUGAUGCAACAGAACUAAAAUCUAAAGGCUCCAAUAUUGUAUCAACGCAGCAAAAAUCUUCCGCUAAAAUAUUAGAAAAUAAUGAAAGUAAUGAAGUUUUUCAAGAUAAGAUAGAAAAUAAGUUAGAAGAAUCUGAUUCUUCAUUUAAAUGUCCUGCUCGUGUCGAAUACAUACGGAGUAAUAGUCUAACUACUGGAAAUACGGGCACCGAUGAUGUUUUCUACUGCGAUAUGGAGGAGAGUAUUUUACAGUCGGAUAUGCAAAAAACUGCCAGUGAAUGUGCUCCAAUGCCUUCAAAGCAACAAGUGCGGCAAAGAAUACGUCCUAUUCCAACAUUUCCUAGGCGUAAUAGUUUUGUAGGUAUAGGCAGUCCUUCACAAAGCUCAUUAGACGACGCAACAGUGCCUGUUGAUAUACCAAUAGAUCAUAUAAAACCAAUUCUGGUAGCAGAGUCAUUGGAAACAACUAAUUCACAAAAAGUGCAACCAUUAACGCACCGGAGAGAGCGUCAUUAUUCAGCUUCAAUGGCUCAAUCACCUCAUACUCCGAACUCUGCCAUGAGUCAACACCAUUAUACUCCUCACAAAUUCACACCUGCAAUGGGGCUUAGUCGUAUACGCACAGAAUCCAAUUGUUCAGCAUUUUCAGAUACUUUCGUAACAGCACCGAAACUACGUAAAACUGACGAACAUAGUACUCGUACUAAUUCCAGGCGUGACGUCUCUUUGCGAAUUGUAAAUGGUAAUUUAGAUAAAUCGUCAUUAAAAAUGUUUGAUUUAAUUUACUACAACCCUGUCACAAAUCCCAUGGAGAAGCGAAAUACAAUUUCCACCAUUAAGAAAGAAACUACAAUAGAUGAAAAUGAUACGAAACUAUCAACCCCAGAGUCAAAAGUAGAAAUAGGUGAUGGAACAAAUAACGCUAUGCCUGUGCCACAACUUAAGUUGAAUGCAAACGGAGAUUUAAUUCUUGAUGAGAAAACUUUAGAAAUUGAAACCACUGCAGAGCAAGAGGCACGAAAAGUGCUGGCGAAUUCAUCGCUUAUAUUUCUUGAUGAAAAUACUGGAAUGAACGGUUUCUAUAAGCGUCAAAAACGCACUAAAGAUUGGCCACCGGAAGAGACUAUAAAGUUUUAUCGAUGUUUGCAAACGGUAGGAACCGACUUUUCACUAAUGUGCCAAUUGUUUCCCAAACGUACCAGACGGGAUUUGAAACUAAAAUUCAAGAAAGAAGAGCGUAAUAAUUUAGCGUUAAUCAAUAAGGCCUUGUUGUAUCCAAAGCUUUUUAACAUUGAUGAUUUAAAGACGCAGCUAGAGACUGAAGAAAAGGAGCGUGAAGAAGCGAUACAGCGUUGGAAGGAAAUACACGAAAAAGAAGCCAAAACCAUUAAAAAGGUAAAAAUCAACAGCAGUACAGCGGCGCGGGCACUCAAAAACGGGGACGAUAUAUAUGAAAAUGAAAAUGUUGUAAAGCGAAAGCUUAGUCGUCGAUCCAAUGCUACUGACAAGCAAAAGACUGAUAGCGGUAAAAAAUCAAGAACGUCACAAACCCAGCAAACACUUUCUGGUACCAAUGGAACAGAAGCAGUACCACAACAAACACAGAAAGUUAAAACAAAACAAGGUGUAUUGCAUAAUAAUUCUGAAGAAGUAUUGUCAAGUCAGCCCCAAGGUAUCCCACUGCCGUUGCCAACGCAGCCAAGUGAUGUCGCAUCUGUAAAACUUGAGGUUGUACAUGCACAAAACUAUACGAUUAAAGCAGAACAUCCCACUAAUGAAAGUAAUUGCUUCAACACUGAAAUGCCUUCGACAAACGUUGAAAAAAAUUUGGAAGUGCUGAGCAACUUAGAUGCAAUGGCAGAGGAGUUUAUUAACAUUAUAGCACCGACAAGCUGCGAUGCAACGCAACAUUUGAAUGAAAUAAUAACACCAACUAAAAAGAGUUGUUCACAAUCUUCUGCAGCAGUUGAAAAUAAAACAUUUGUCGAUUUAGACAAUGGAACGGUAAAUACGGUAAAUACGUUACAAGGAGAAGAGGAAAGUGUGGCGGUGUUGGAUGCGAUGCCUGCCACACCGUCUUCAAUUUCGCAACGAGAAGUAGACGAGUGUGACAUUCAGCAAAUAUUAAUGGAUUUGGCGGAUGGUUCUUUGGUUCUCGUUUCCACGUUAGAUCCCGACAACGCAGAUCAAGUGGUGAACGAAAUUUAUAUGAUGGAUAAAGUUACUGGGGAAUUGUGUGAAAAGCCGUUAGAUAUACCGGAGUCAAUAGUGCAGUGCGUUUUGUCUGUGAUGAACUAAAUGUAUAUUGAUGAAAAGUUGGUGACGUACAUGGUACAAAUAAGGACUUUUGUAUUACUAUGUUGAUGAGUGGUGAAUUUGCCUCAAAGUUUCUCUUAUGCAUUUUGAUUGUUCCAAUACAUUUGCUAUAGAUAUUUGUAUUAAGUUUUUUUUUAUUUUUAUAUUUAUAUUUUAUGCGUAUAUGUCGAAGUUUUGUAUUGUCAAAUAAAAAAUACAGUGAAUUAUAAUAAUGGAAAA